Messenger RNA from Aspergillus heteromorphus CBS 117.55, 519 nucleotides. RefSeq lists its product as uncharacterized. Gene Ontology annotation, molecular function: protein binding. The record is from RefSeq and is a predicted model, not a curated record. Bases 1 to 519 code for a protein of 172 amino acids. The transcript is spliced from 2 exons. Lineage: Eukaryota; Fungi; Ascomycota; Eurotiomycetes; Eurotiales; Aspergillaceae.
AUGGAUCCCGAGAAGCCUUGUCAAGUCUUCUACAUCCGAGAGAUAUUGGAGAUGAUUCUGCUAAAGGUAGGCAUGCGCACGCUCCUGAACUCGGGGCAACGAGUCUGUCGCUACUGGAGAGAGCUCAUCCAAAACUCCUCUCGGCUUCAAGUUGUUCUGUUCUUCAAGCCAUCGACCAGAAGUCUCCGGCCGGGUCGGAUCCCGGUGCUCAAUCCGCUGAUAAACAAGACACACUUCGGAACAUACUUCGGCAGACAGUCCCGUCUAACGGAAGAGGAUAUUAUACACAUGCGCCCCGAAGCCAGCUGGAAGCGCAUGCUCAUUCGACAGCCUCCGACAUCCAGUGUCGGCAUAUGCGAGUUUCAAUCGGCAGAUCCUUUUGAUUCCAUGCUUUCUAAAGUACAGCUUGUCCCCAUGGAUGAUGUUCUUAGAUUAGGCCACUUGGAUCUCUUCAUUCCGCCCCCCGGUGAUUUAGAAGCACCGGACGCCACACUUCCCACGCUUAGUGACUACGCUUGA